CUCCUCCCCUCCUCCUUGUUUUUAUCCACCACCACCCCUACACAACUCUACACAUCCUUACACACACAUAGAGAUAAGCAGGCAGUACAUAUAAACCCCUACACACAUCAGCCUCCUCUCAGCUACAACCCGUCUUCGCCUCGUCUCCACCUGCACCAUGAGGCUGCUUUCGUUGCUACCGCUGCUCGUAGCCGGAUUGACCUCUGUUGUGCUCGCCGCGGACGCAGACUCCGGCAAGGUGGUAUGUUACUUCGGAUCGUGGGCUGUGUGGCGGCCUAACGAUGGCAAAUUUGAUGUGGACGACAUUGAUCCUUUCCUGUGCACUCACCUUAUCUUCGGCUUCGCGGGACUCAGCAACGAGACCUGGCAGAUCGAGGUGCUGGAUCCCUGGAAUGAGCUGUGCCCGGACGAGGAGGGCGGGAACAACUGCGCCUAUGACAGGUUCGUGGCACUGAAGGAGGUCAACCCUUCGCUGACGGUGCUGCUAGCGGUAGGCGGCUGGCGAGAGGGCUCCGUGGAUUACUCCGUGAUGGCUGAUGACGCACAGAAGAGGAAGCUCUUCAUUGACAGCACUAUAGCGCUGAUCCGUAAGCAUGGUUUCGACGGGCUGGACCUCGACUGGGAGUACCCGGCGUCACGAGGCGGGAUUCCGGAAGACAAGGAGAACUUCGUCACUCUGAUCCAAGAAAUGCGGCAGGAGUUUGACAAGUUUAGCCCGCCGCUCUUCAUGUCGACCGCCAUGGCUGCUGGAAAACCCGUGAUCGACGCCGCCUAUGACAUAAAGCCCCUGGUGGACCUGUUCGACAGCUUCCACAUCAUGAACUACGACUACCACGGCGCCUGGGAGACCCACACCCACCACAACUCCCCCCUCUGCGGCUACUACCUCGACUCUGGCAUUGAGCUCUACUAUAACGUGAUUUUCACCAUUAACUACUACAUGGAGCUCGGCCUGCCCCGCGAGAAGAUAGUGAUGGGCAUCCCCACCUACGGCCGCUGCUGGACCCUGGACUCCUUGGAUGACACUGGGAUGCUGGCCCCUGCGCACGCCCCUGGACCAGCGGGACCCUACAUCAAGAUCCCUGGCACCCUUGGCUUCAAUGAGAUCUGCAAGCGAUUCCACGAGAUGGAUUGUACAGUGGUUCGUGACCCCGCCCUGCACGAGCCUUACUUCUACUGCCCCUCUGACAAAAUCUGGUGCGGCUUCGAUGACGCAGUAUCAGUUUUUGAGAAGGCGCGCUACGCCAAGAACAUGGGCCUGGCUGGCUUCUUGGUGUGGACCAUCGACACGGAUGACUUCAGGCCGCGCUGCUACGACCAGCCCUUCCACCUGGUGAAGAGCAUGAAGGAGGGGUUCAGCCUGCCCGCCGAUAAUAAUCUGCCGAACUGUUCGUACACACCCUCCACCACUGCUCUCCCCACCACCACCACCACUACCCCACUACCUACCACCACCCUUCCCCCAACCACCACCACCACCCCACUACCUACCACCACCCUUCCCCCAACCACCACCACAACAACACCGGAGCCUACCACCACCACCACCACUCCUUCCCCGACCACUACUCCCAUUCCUACCACGACUCCUGCCCCAACAACUACCGCUGUUCCAACCACUACCCAUCUCCCAACCACUACUUCGGCUUCUGUGUCAACGCCUCGCCCUCCACACCCUCGCCCUGAUUGCACUAACAAGCCCAACGGAGCAGUCUUCCCCCAUAAAGACUGCAAUAAAUACUGGGAGUGUAUAAACGGCCAGGCGAUUCUCCAGCUCUGCGGGCCCGGCACACUUUUCGACGAGGACCUCAUGCUGUGCAACUGGGAAAACCAAGUGGACACCUCGGACUGCACUUUGUGGAUCUGUGAGGUGGACAACACGUACCUGCCCCACGCAGACUGUGAUAAGUACUACCGUUGCUACAGUGGCUCGCCUCACCUGGAGCAGUGCCCGAACGGCCUCUAUUGGAACCAGAGCCUUUCCCUGUGCGACAUGCCCUCCAACGUGGACACCAGUAAUUGCAACCCAGUGUAGCAGACUUGAUCCACUAGACUACAUUUUCUCUUAUAAGGUGCUGCCUUGUAUAGGGCACCUGGCCUUUCGCAGUCUGCUUAUUAUAUUGUUCCUAUGUUAUUAUGUGCAGAAAUAUAAUGCAUGGUGGAAAUAUAAAGCCAGUUACUACA
Messenger RNA from Scylla paramamosain (green mud crab), 2184 nucleotides. RefSeq names its product chitinase-3-like protein 1. The record is from RefSeq and is a predicted model, not a curated record. Gene Ontology annotation, cellular component: extracellular region. The transcript is spliced from 11 exons. Gene Ontology annotation, biological process: carbohydrate metabolic process; chitin catabolic process. Bases 158 to 2035 code for a protein of 625 amino acids. Gene Ontology annotation, molecular function: chitinase activity; chitin binding. Lineage: Eukaryota; Metazoa; Arthropoda; Malacostraca; Decapoda; Portunidae.